AUGGAUGGCGCAAUGGGACAGGAGGAGGAUGUUGUGGAAGCUGUACUGACUUGCGAGGGUGACUUCCAUGACCCAGAGUUGAGCAUCAGAAUAGAGAGGUUCAGGCACCGCCUCAAGGAUUUAUUGCUGACAGAAAAGCAGAGGUUACAGGUCAAGAAAAUAGAACCAUGGAAUAGUGUCAAGGUGACAGUCACUAUUCCUAGAGCUGCAGCCAUCCGACUACGGCAGUUAGCCCAGAAUGGAAAUGAUGCACUCCGGCAGAUGGGCGUUUUGUCUGUGCAGAUUCAGGGAGACACCCAGAUCUCUUUGACCAUAGCUGGCCGCAAUAAUGAGCCAACCCAGUUGCUGUUACGCACUCAGCCAGUAUCCCAAGCUGGCAACUCAUCGCUGCCACUCAGUGCCGGUGGCUCGGAUUCAGGUAUUCAGAACUCUGAAGAUUAUGGGUCACCCCAAGGAUCUAGCAGUGAUGAUCUCACUAGAAGAAACAUUGUGAACUACCUGAGGCAAGGAUCUGGCCUGCGGCAAAACGCCAUCUUUGAUUCUAUUUUAGGAUCAGCGACUUCAUCUGUUCCUGCGCUUAGCUUUGACCUAGACCUCCCUCAGUCCUUGGACUCGGUAGCUGGUCCUUCAGGAAGCAGUACUGUGUUUAGACCCAAUAGUAUUGUCAGCACCUCCUUGCAGAGUUCAUCGCUUAAAGGCUCUAACUUGAACAGCAGCUUUCCAUUUACCAAGACCCCUGGAGCAUUUCAUCCGCCAGUCUCCAGGCUAUCUUCCUCUGCAGGUCAGAGUUCAGCUACCAACUCCACACAUCAUCUACAGCCAGUGAACGGCAGGCUGGUGGGGUCACUAGGGCAUGAUACACAGAACACUCAACAAAGCCUUUCCAGUCCGGCACCUAGUGCCCACAUGUUUCAGCACAACAUGAACACCUUCAAUCCUGUGAGUGCAUUAAGACUUUCACCAGCGGCUUCAAGUGCACACGUGAAUGCUCUGCCGCUUCAUGUCCCCCCAUCGUCUCCAACACCCAGCUUCAUGAUAGACCUGCCACCGCCUCCCCCCUACCCCAGCAGCAGUAAUGCCAACAGGCAAGGAAAACCAGUCACUUCCUCCAGCCCGCUGUUGGUCAACCUGCUGCAGACUGACCCGCUGAUGGCUACUGUGGGCCUAGCCAGUGGUCAUCCAAACAAGCCCCUGGCUGCGGGAGAUUUCAACAGCGGCUCUCCGUCUAAGAAAAGACGUCCAAAAAAGCAGAAAGAUGGAGUUAUGAAGGCGUAUUUAACUGACAGUGCUGUCAGCGGCAGAGCUGGUGUCCACUCAUGGCUGUUUCCAUCAGAUGUCAGCGUGGAGCAUAGCAACAGCAGAGUGACAGAAAGCUCUGCCACAUCUUUGGAUUUCAUGCCUUCUAGAACUGACAUGCUUGCUGCCAGCCAUAUAGCAGAUUCCUUCAUGUUAAAACCUCUUCCAGACUGUAAACCUUCAUUUUUAUCAGACCGUCCGGGUAGUGAGAGUCACAUUGGUAGUCCUUCAGAUGAGUUCCAUUCUGACUUCAGUAGUAGAAGUGCAAUAGGAACUGGAUAUAGCAGUUCUAACAUUUCUGAUUCAAAUGGACAGGAUCCAUUCCCUAAAGAUUUAGACCCAUUCAGUAUGGAAAUAGCAGCAGGGAAGAUCAUCAACCCGUACACAGGCCAUUUAGAGCCUAGAGACAGUACUAUGGACAGUAUGCAGGUUCGGCACUUCUCAUCAUUAUCUUCAUCUCAAAUCCCCCAUGCCCAGGCAACAAACAGGAUGAAGAUAGCUGACACCAGCCAUUUCCCUCCCAACCACAACAGUCAGGCAGCAAGCUCCGAAAUGGUCACCCCCUUAACCAACCAAAUUUUGCUCAAUUCUUUGCCACACAAGCACGCAGACUCUCAGAAUGGUACCAGCAGCCCUGCAGACAACAAGACUUCGUCUGAAGGGGAUGAAAACUCCAAUCACAGUCAGUCCGUCGCUGAUACUCUUCCAGAACAUGCAGGAGCUGUGGUUCUUCUUGAGCACUCGAGCGUCAAGGCGGAAAAUCAUGACUCUGGGAUUGGCAGUUCCUCAGAGAGAUCUGAUGAUACGCCAUCGGAACCUGGUGACGCUGAGUUCCGUUCUGGGCAGUCAGGGGCCGAAGUAGAAGAUGGCAGCAAAGCCUCCGUGCAGAAACCAGUUAACUGUAAACUUGAAUCAAAAGUGAAUUCUAGCUCAAACACGAUAACCGUUGGGUACAUGAUGAACCCCAGUGAUAGUGCAGCACAGCCUAAACUGACCCAGAUUACAGAUGUCAGCCACACCAGCAAGAACAGUGUGGUUGUUUCAACCUCAGCGGUCACGGACAUUUCACACUUCUUCCAUACUCAUGUCAUGUCAAUGGGUAAACAGGCUGGCAUCCUAACUGGCAGUUCGCAGUCUUCUAUGGAGGUGGGGGUGGAGGACAGUAAGGGACAGCCCAAUCAUAGCUUACCAGGAAGACUGCGGGAGAAUGGUCAGAGCCCCGAAGAUUUGGGUAACACAUCCAGUGGAAAAGUCAACGGUCCCUCGUCUCAGAGCAGCAUUGAGAAGAUGGUCAAGGCAGCAGGUGAUAAGCAACAUAAGAAAAUCAGGUCGUCGCCAAAGCAGAAUAGUAAGAAAGGAUUGAUGGAUGUGUCGACCGAACAUCAGAAGCUUCAGGCAGAGGUUUUGGAGAGGCUGGGCAAGCUGCACCAGUCAACUGAGUCUGCUAAAGAAAGCUCUCAUGUGAUGUCUGUGAAAGCAAACAGCUUGGAGAAAGCUGGCUCUCCUGAUGCCUUAUCUCAGCGAUUGAAUAGUUCGGAGGACAGACCCGAUCAGAUUAUCUUUGACAUGGAGGAGUUAGUCAAUGGUAGAAUUACUGGGUCUGGAAGUAGCGGCGCGGAGAGCCGAGGUGGCAGUAACAUCACGUCUAUUUAUUCGAAGCGAUCAUCCCCUGUCAACGUAAACAUGCUGAAUCAUAUUUAUGCACCUGGGUUGCCGUUGCCGCGUCGACUGACGGAAUCAGUCCAACGAUUGGUCAAGCCAUUGCCUGCGGCAGAAACCUCCGUCUCCUACUCGCAGAUGCGGCCGUGCAAAUCUCCCGGGUCUGGAGGGUCACCCAGGGCAGGCUCUGGUGUCGGCAUUCAGAGUUCCCUGCGUAUGUCGGGAGUUCGCUCUCCAGGCGCUAGCAUGCCGAAGCUUGUAGCUAGUGAUAAACACUCUCUUCUCUCCGGUGGUCUGGAUUUGGCUGGUCUUACCAAUCUACAGUUUGCAUCCACCACUUCUGAACGUACUGACCUGGUCACUUGUCAAAUGGGAUCACAAGCAUUAGCAUCCGAUGUUUUAUUCCAAGAUACACACUGUUUUUCUUCAAGUCGGACUUCUCCAGAUCUGCUCGAUUCCAAGUCGUAUUCAAGCAAAAUGUUGUCUCAGAGUUUUCCUCCUCAUAAAUCUAAAGACAUGAAGCCAAACAGUUCUCAUACCAGUCAUGGUUUGUUCUUGAGUCUGCAGUCAAACUCCUCUUUCAGCGAGAAAAACAUUUCUUCCUCUGUAAAUACGACCCGCCACACUCAGUUGCCUAAAGCGAGAGCAGAGUCCUCACUGUCUUCCUCGCAGGACAGCAGGUUUCAUUUGUCCAACCGGUCACACCAAGAUGUCCUGCAGAGUGGUCAUUUGUCAUCUAUUUCAGACACCAGCCAGGCAAGGCUGGGGUCGCAGCAGCCGCCAGCUGCUGAACCUAGCCAUUCCGCUGUCAACAGUCAUGUUGCAGACAACUCAAGUGCUUACACUAGCCAUUCCAAUGCUGCCUCCCCAGUGAUGCCUAUGCUGCAGCUGAGGCAGGACUCUCCUGUGACUCCUACCACGGCCUCGAACAUGCCCAGUUUAUCUAGUCAGUCCCCUUCCUCCAUCUUCACAGCCAGAGAGAUCUCAACAGCAACCACUGGCAGCAGUGGUACCACAUCGUCGACUCAGAACAAGCAUGUGCCUUAUUCUAUCACAGUUGCUUCUUCAGGCACAACUUCCAACACUAUAGCUAAAUCAACUACUUUGUCCACAUUCUUACCAACAUCGUUUGCAGCAUCAACUGCACCACUUGUGCUAGGAAAGGCAGAGGACUCUCCCAGCUACACAGCAACACGUCCCAGGUUGUCGCUGCCCUCUGAAUUAUCAUCAAAUUCAAAACCGAAAAAGGUCCACAUCCCCAACAACCCAUCACCAUCUUCACGAAGUGGCUGUAGCACACCACAGUUUAGUCGCAAUUUGUUUGAAAGUGUUUCGGGUACAUUGACUCAGGAUGGUAGGUCAUCAAGUAAAUUGGAGCAAGCUUCUGAAAAUAAUUCCUUAGACUCGGCAGGGCAUGGGAGUGUUCAUUUACCAGUGUGCACAACUGACGGUCCCAGUGAUUCCUUUGUUUCAUUAUCAGUGUCUCAUGAAUCAAAGGGGGACCAGUUGGUGAAGACCCUUCGACAGAAAUCUGUAGAUAGUGGGGACAGAAGAACGGCAGCCAGCUUGUCUCAGUCAUCUAAAGCAGAUGCCGCUUCAAAGUCUAUAGUGACAUCACAAGAAACGUCACUUUCUACAUUUCUGUCAACAGAAGUUGUCAAUUUAGACUUUCCUUUGCCAGCUCAGGCUUGUGAUGUUCUGUCGUUAAACAAGGUAUCUGUUAAAGGCAGCAGUUGCAGUGGAAGUAUCUUGAAGACCAGCUUGUCAGUAUCGCAGAGUUUGCAGGAAUCUGCUCAUGCACACACCAGCCAGCCUUCUACCUCAUCCUUGUCUUCUGUGGCCGCUCAUGUCAGGACCUCAGACAACCUCAGAGACACCCAGGCUUCACCAGCCGUGGGGAAAGAUGAUACCGUUGUAAAGGUGACCCCAGGUUUGUCCAACUCCAGUAUGCCUCUGGUUAAAGAACCAAUUCUAGAAAUAUUAGCUUCUGCGUUGGGGUCCUCUUUAACAAAGACCAGCAGACCUGGUAAGUCGUUUGUAGAAAAACAAAUUUCCUCAAGUGAGUUGACCUUGCAGUUUCACCGUGCAGAGGAGGAAGCUGUAACUGAGAGCAAAAUUGUGACCAUUCAAAGUGGUCCUCGUAGAGCUCAGGACUAUAGUCGCCGGCAGCCUAGUUUGGAUCUGUCUUCAUCUGAUUCUGCAGCAAUAUUAAAUUCAGACCCUUUGACUAGAAGACCAGCCAGGAAGAGAAAGUUGACUCAGGAGGAUGAUAGCACUGAUGAGGCUUCUUCUGCCGACCCCACGCCCGCCAAACAGCCACUUGUGAUGCACAGUCUGGGGUCUGGCAUAAGGUCCAGGGCCAAAUGUGCCUCAGCUGAUGAUGAUCUCACAGUGAUACAUUCAAACAUGAGAACUGAUAGCCCUGAGAGCAAGGGUGUCCAUCUGGGCAAGUGUCUCGGUCAAAAAGAGCCACAGGAGUGGAAGACGGAGCAGAUUAGCCGGGUAACACUAGAAGCACCACAAGAAGAGGCAGAUUCUCAAAACAACGUUAGUCGGAUGCGGAGGACAUCAGGAUCUGAAAACCAAGAUCAUAAUGGUCCCAAGGAAACCAGGUCACAUCGAUCAGUGGUUUCUGACACUAGUUCUUUGGAUGAGAAUCUUCUUAGUAAUACUUAUCAUGAGGUAAAAACCUCAGCUUUGAAAGAAUCCAGGCUUCAUCAUAGUGCAGCUGACUCUGGAAGUGAAGGUAAAGAAAGACAAUUGCAUUGCACUGGUGCAGCUUCUUCAGCUGUUGAAGACCAACGUCUGACUACAGAUGGUCUUUCUUCUCCAUUGUCAUCGGUAGAUCACAGUGAAAACUCCCAGAAAGGCACAGUUCUUCAGGACAGCGAUUCCCUUAGCAGGACAGCAGACGUCCCUGAUGGAAAAGAUGAUCAGCAGGACAAUAGUUCACAGUUGAACCUUUCACUGGAAGACUCGGCCGACUCUGGCAGGGAGGUUUCUUCAGAGAAGCCUGCAAGUUCUGAUGGAGGACUAUCAGAUUCAAAGCUGGAUGACGGACAAAAGAAGACUCACCGCAUCAGGCGCCAGUUCUAUGCAUAUGUCCCUGAAAAGUCCAUAGAUCAAACUUACUUUGAUACUCCCAUCCUGAGUGGGCGGACACGCAGCAAAAACAAGCCCUGUGAUCUGGGCGAUGCAGCCCUGGAGGAAGCAGCACCUGCUGCCAGUGGGACAGAGUCUCAUCCUCAACAUCCUGCUGUUGGGCAGCAGACAGCGCCGGUGGGGAAAGCUGAGGGUUCCGCAGAGAAGGCAGGAGGCAAGCGGCCCACUCGGUCUGUCAGAACUAAAGAUAACUCUCAGGAGCAGAAUGCAAGCAAACGUCGUCGAGUACAGCAGCACAGAUAA
Messenger RNA from Candidula unifasciata, 6360 nucleotides. The record is from the annotation of a GenBank genome assembly. NCBI's taxonomy places the organism in Eukaryota, Metazoa, Mollusca, Gastropoda, Stylommatophora, Geomitridae.